This is a messenger RNA of Pantherophis guttatus, 5870 nucleotides long. RefSeq lists its product as uncharacterized. Gene Ontology annotation, molecular function: hydrolase activity, acting on ester bonds. NCBI's taxonomy places the organism in Eukaryota, Metazoa, Chordata, Lepidosauria, Squamata, Colubridae. The record is from RefSeq and is a predicted model, not a curated record.
UGCGACCUGCCGUUCCUCCUUUCGGGCUCGCCGCGAAGUCCCCUUCUGGCCAUUGCUAGGGUGGUCCUCCGCCUGUCUUUUCCCCCCACCUCACCCCGGGGGUUGCGGCUCUCGCAGGAGGAGGCUGGAGGGUGGGUUCGCCUGGCGCCCCUGAGAUGGGGCCCGGGGAAGAGCCGUGGCGCUCUGCUGCUGAGCGGAUCCGCGCCCCCUCGCCCAUAUUUUGGCGUUAAAGAUGGCUUUUGUUGACGGUCGUUUUAUCCGAGGGCGCGCGUAUAAAGAUAAUUUAGCUCCGAUGCAGCCGAGCAGGAGACGCAAAAUCGAGUGGGACGGCUUCGCUGGAAGCUCACCUGCGAAAUUCGGCAAGUUCACCGAAGCACCGGCCCAGCCUCCCCGCGGGAGUCCCUGCGGCAGCGGGACGGCCGAGUUUGGGAAGACUCGAGUCUUCUCCCCGGCGUUUUCGUGCAGGGAGUUCUCCCGAACUUCGUUCGCUGCCGAGGAUUCUUCCUCUGAUGAAUUUGAAGUAGACGAUGACAUCAGCGGUGGUGGGCAAGAGCCUCCUGUCCUCAGCAAAACCUUCCUCACAAAGCCCGCUGCUUCCGAUAUGACGACGAAAAAUGUGGCGUUUUCCCCUCGGGAAUCCCUGAAACUGAAGAUCAAGCAAGAAGAUUGCAGUGAUGCAAGAAUAAAUAUUGCAGCAGUCCCUGAAAGAAAAAGUGCUUUAAAAGAAAAGUCGGCUGAAUGUGGCCGGAAAAGAAUAAAAGGCCAAGAUCAGGAUGAGGGACCUCGACUAAUAUAUCGUAAAGCUCUGCUGAGUAUAUUGGGGGGACAGUUGCAAGCCCGAAGAAAACCUCCAUCUCUAAAUGGAAUUCAUAAGGAAAGCCCUUCUAAAGAAGAGGAACUUGGCUCAAUUAACAACCUGAGACAAUUUUCGGUAGUAUCAGAAAUUAAAGAGCAACAAACUGGAAACAAAUCACAUUGCUUGAAAACUGCACCAAAGGAACGUAUUAAUAUUUCUGUUAAGCAAGGCAAUAAAGAAUCAUGUUGGUCAGAUGGCACUUCAAGACAUGUAUCUCUAAUGUCAAGUUCAGAAGAAAAAGAACAAGAAUCCAACAUUCAGAAGGUUUUUUUGAAAUCAGAAAGCUCUGCAGAAUUGCGAUUUGAAAAAAAAAUUGACUUGCGAUUUGAAAAAAAACCAGAACUUCAGCAGGACUCCAACUUCAAAAAAGAUACUACAAAAAAAGAAAAUAAAACUUUGAAGUACAGUACAAAAGAGAUUUCUAAACCAGGAACUGGAUUAACACAAAUUUCUACAGUAUCAAGAUCAGAGCAUGAAACUGAUUUUCAACAGGAUCCCAAUAUUGAGAAAGCUGUUACAAAAACAGAUAGUAAAACUGGGCAUAGUGUUAAAGUUUCCAAACCAAGGCAUGAUUCAAAACAUAGACAUAAACGAUUAAAAUCUGAAUAUGAAUUGGAACUUCAACAGGCUUCCAGCUUUAAGAAGAUUAUUAAAGAAACAGAAGACAAAUGUUCUAAGUAUAGCAUAAGAGAACUUGCCAAACCUUUGGUUAGGUCAAAGCAAAGUCAUCGACUGUCAAGACUUGAGGAUGAACUUGAUAUGCAAGAAGAUUCCAAUGUUGAAAAAGCUACAAAAAGAGAAAAUAAAACUAAGUGUAACACAAGAGAAUUUUCCAAACCAGUGGUUAUUUCCAAGUACGUUCACAUACAAUCAAGUUAUGAAGAUGAAGUAGAACUUUAUCAGGGAUCAGAUGAUUCGCAGGUUUCAGUAAAAGAAAAAAUAGAUGUUGGGCAGAAUAAAACAAAGAAAGAAAAUAGUCGCUCAGAGCACACAUUUAAAAGCAAGUCUAGCUGUUCACAAAUUGGAGAGCAAAAAGAUGAGCAAGUCUCUCCUAAACAGCUAAGCAAAAUCUCUGAUGGUAAUAUUUUUGCUAGCCAAAGUAAAAUAAAAAAAUGGAAAUCAGAAACCCACUUGAGAAGCAUAGUUGGAAAUUCAAAAUGUGAAGCUGAAGAGACCAAGCAGAAAAGUGACAAUCAGAAAGCUCUUAUAAAAGGCAUUAGUGCUUCUGCAAAACAAAAAAACAUAACAAAAGACAAAUGUAUUUCCUCCACUUCAUCUAAUGCACAAAGUGAUGCCACAGAGAAGUUUGUGAAUUUCCAGACAACUGUUACUGUUGAAUCCUCUCAAGAAUCUGUGUUUAUGGAUGAUUCAGAAACAGAUCAAAAGUGUAUGGAGCCCAAGAAAGAGCUUUCAGCUGAAAAUAAUUGGUCUGACACAGAAGAUGGAGAACCACUGGUUACUUUUUCACAAGAAGAUUCCAUCCCUAACCACAGUCUUUCAGAACCGAAGGAAAUGUCAUUGUCAACAACAGAAUUUGUGAUGUAUCCUCCUCAUUUAUACAGUCAGAAAAUGAAUGAUUAUGCAAAAUACUGGACAAGUAGUCCAAAGCCAACACAUUCUUUUUCAAGCCUCACUGAAAACACCUCGUAUUCCAAUAAUCUCUGUGAUAUUUCUUUAGAAAGAUCAGUGAAUACAACGCAGGAUAAAAAACCUUCAGUGGAAAGUAUGCAAGAGAGAGAGUGGUCAUAUGGUUCGUUACUGGACAAUAAAGAGAAAAAAAGACGCCACAGUAUGGAAAUAGGAGCAUAUGUUCCCAUCUUCUCCUCAUCACGCAAGUCGGACUCUUUCACGAGUAAUUGUGUAAACCAGAAUUUUCCUAGGAGCUUGCCCAAAUAUUUAGAAGAAGGAUUUAUUGACACUCACUGUCAUUUGGACAUGUUAUAUUCAAAAACAGGUUUCAGAGGCACUUUUUCUGAAUUUAGGAAAAUGUAUAGUAGCACUUUUCCUAAAGAAUUUCAGGGCUGUAUAGCUGAUUUUUGUGAUCCUCGUACUUUAAAAAACAACUUGUGGGAAGAUUUAUUAAAAGAAGACAUGGUCUGGGGGGCAUUUGGCUGCCAUCCGCACUUUGCUCGUUAUUACACAGAACUUCAUGAAAGAAAUCUCCUGCAGGCAAUGAGACACCCCAAAGCGAUUGCCUUUGGCGAAAUAGGACUGGAUUACUCUCACAAAUGUAGUACAGACAUUUCAAAGCAGCAUAAGGUUUUUGAGAGGCAACUGAAUCUAGCUGUUUCCUUAAAGAAGCCAUUGGUUAUACACUGCAGAGAUGCUGAUGGUGAUCUGUUAGAAAUCAUGAAAAAAUGUGUACCAAAAGACUACAAAAUACACAGGCAUUGCUUCACUGGCAGGUAUAGUGUCAUUGAACCACUUUUAGACUACUUUCCAAAUCUAACUGUUGGAUUCACCGCGUUGCUGUCUUACCCAUCAGCAAAUGAGGCUAGAGAAUCUGUUCGAAAAAUUCCAUUAAAUAGAAUAGUGGUAGAAACAGAUGCACCUUAUUUCCUUCCUCGGCAGGUGCCAAAAAGUGUUAGCCGGUUUUCUCAUCCUGGUGUAGCUCUGCACACAGUGAAAGAGAUUGCCUGUCUCAAAGAGGUGUCAUUACCUGUCAUGUUAGCUGUUCUAAGACGAAACACCAACAAAAUUUAUAACUUGUAAGAAGGUGCAAAGAGAAGAGGGAAGAACUGAAGAGGAAAUGCUUUUGUAAAGUUGAUUUGAUCCUUUUAAAUUUAUUUUGUAAUGUAAAUAUAGAUCUGGAUUUAGAAUAUCCUUUAAUAUCUUUUUUUAAUUCCUUCAAUUCUGUUACAUGUUCCUGCUCUUUAAUGUGCCUCGGUGUUGAUUUUAAUUUGAAGAGUUUUGAUUUUUUAGUUGUUAAUCCUUUGGGGCACAAACUGUCAGUAUUUUAAUUUUUCAAAAAGAAAACAGAAACAAACCUAAAGUGCUCUUAAAAUUAUCAAGCUAAAUUUAAGUAUUUCUUCUGAGCAGCAAAUCACCUAACUCAGGGGUCUGCAAUCCUAAACACUCAGAGCCAUUUGGACCAAUUUCCCACAGAAAAUAAAACACCGGGAGCCACAAAACCUGGGCGGGUGUGGCCAACUUGACAUCACUCACUCCCACCCAAUCACAUGACCCCCCCCACCCAGCCACAACUACCCAGCCAGGUUUUGUGGUUCCUGGUGUUUUAUUUUCUAUGGGAAACCAGUAUCUCUCUCUCUUUUCUCCCUCUCAUCUCUCUCUCUCUCUCCCUCCCUCAUCUCUCUUUCUCCCUCUCAUCUUUCUCUCUCUCCUCAUUCUUCGUCCCUCUCUCAUCCUCUCUUUCCCUCUAGCUCUCUCAUUUCUCUCUUCCUCUCUCUCUCCCCGUUCUCUUUCUCAAUUGUUUCUCUUUUUCCUCUUUCUCUUCCUCCCUCCCUCCCUCCCUUCUCUUUCUCUCCAGCCUUCCUUCAUGCCUUCUUUCCACCCUCCUUCCCUUCCAUCCUUCCUUCCUUUCUUUGUUAAAUAAAUAAAUACUGCUUCCUGAGUUCUACUAGUUGUAGAACAGGAACCAGAUAAUACCAACUCUGUCAGAUCUCAAACAAUGGGCAGAAUUCAUAGAGAGAGGUGAUCCUCUUUGCCCCUCACCUCCGCUUGUGGCUGCUCUGCUUCUCUUUUUCUCCCCUUUUUUCUCUCUCAUCUCUCCCUCUCUCACGUGUGUGCCCAAGCGGAAUAUCUUCCUGGGCCGGGAUCACGGCGGUAGCGGGGAUGGCGACUCCUCCCGCUGCUGCCACUGCGCAGUGAGGUGAGUAGCGUGCAGUGCAGUGGGCAGCCCGCGCUACGCAGGGGGGGAGCCAGAGUUCUUACCUCCUUGAAUCUGGCAGUGGCAGCUGCUCCUCCCCUUCCCCUCCUUCCUGAGCUGGCACAAAGGGGACCGCAGCUGGUGCUGAGCUGCCCGUGAAGGACAUGGAAUCACAAUAAGCUGGUUGCGGGCAGUGUGGAGAAAAUGCUAGGAGUGCUUCAGCCACAUGGCUCUGUGGAGAGGCUUGCGCCUUCUCGGGGCAGAGAGCAUGUCGCACGACCGGGUCAGCAGGGAGCUGCAGGAGAGGGGUCAAAGAGCCGUAUGCGGCUCUGGGGCCAUGGGUUGUCAACACCCGACCUAACUGCUGCAAUAAAAACAUUACCCAUUUAUCUAACACACAUGUAAAAAUAAUCUCAAAGAUGUAAUGAAAUGUAUUUCCUGUUUCUGAUCAAUUUUUUUCAACAUACUAACCCAUUCACUCUUCACAGAAAAAAAGUAAAUGAUAAAUCAUUUUUUAAAGAGACACAAAUAUUGUUUACUGAAAGUUACAGAAAUUCCCUAGCUGCAUUAUGCUGAAGUGAAAAAUACCUGCAUGCAUGCAGGUUAAUGAAACAAAGUUAAGGGAGUAAAAUAGGGUAUCAAGAGUAUUCAUGAAAGACUAAUUGACUUUUAAUUUCUAUUUGAAUUUGUUCAUUUUUAAUUUCUUCAGAGUUCUUAAUUAGGGAAGUGAUUAUAUGAUUCUAUAAUUUUAUGCAUUACUUUGAUUUUAAACAAUUUAUUUGUCAAUAAAUUAUUUUUGUAUCAGUGUUCUUACAAUUAAUCAUCUCCGCAAAGCAGAAAUUAAUCUUGUAGUCAAUAACAAUGAAAAGAAACAUUCCUUUGUCUUCAAAGCAGCUGUGUGUUUUAUCUUUAAAAUUUAUUUCUGUAGAUACUUUUGGUCAUAUUAUUAAAUAUGUUUCACAGUGUUUGUAAAAGUAGAUUUUUAAAUAGUUUUUUUUCUCCUUUUGCAUGUAUGUUCAAGGUGUACACAUUAAGAAGGAAUGACUAUGAUACUAUCAUAUUUAGCAAAUAUGCUAAAGGAAUGCAACAAGAUUAAGAACAAAAAUGUAUUUUCCUACAAGGUCAUACUUACCUCUUUGAUUUUGGAAUUUUGUAAUAAACUAAUACGUUUUCCUUUUUGGCUCCAAA